Molecule: messenger RNA, 13671 nt
Organism: Pocillopora meandrina
Lineage: Eukaryota; Metazoa; Cnidaria; Anthozoa; Scleractinia; Pocilloporidae
Source: the annotation of a GenBank genome assembly
GGUGCCUGUCUUCUUGUGGUGUUGGCCUUCGUAGUCUGUACCAGUGCAAUUUCUCUGUCCAGUGUUUUGAGCAUUGAAGAUCAAGUUAGAUUCAAACAGACAUUCUACAAUGCUAUACCUUUCAAAGAUCUAAAGACAGCAACCUAUUCAAUCAUAGGUUUAAAACUGAUGAAGGCAGAGAUUCCCCAACACAGGUAUCAUCCAGUUUAUGAAUUGUACAGAUAGUUUUUUUAAAAUUAUUUUGAUAGAAAGUGUUAUCAGUGAAAAAGAUAAUUUUUUGCCACUGCAGUAGAACCCCACUAACUCAAAGCUAGAUCCAAUUACCUUUGGAUUUGACCCCAUUUUUCCAGCCAAGUUUACCUCUAUAACUCAAACUUUUUGUAAGAAUUUCACUCAAUAUACAUAGUGUCAGAAUGUAACUGAUUGACACACUCCACUCUUUAACCUUGAUAGAUAUGAAUGUGAUAACAUUUACAAAGUCGUAGUGCGUUUAGCUAAACUUCCCAAACUAAAAUACCAUAUUCCUUCACCUAGAAGCCGAUCUCAGCUAUAAGCUGAGACCCUAAAAGUUAGAGACCUUCCAACAGACUCGUGUUGUCCAAAAGAAAAAGCAAAACCAUUGGCUAUAAGCUGAGAGCAAAAUUCUUGAUUGUAACUGGCCAUUUGAGUGAGCAAAUCUCAUAGAAAACAUUGGAAAAUGGCUCAAUGAGCACAAAAGCUGAUGAACGAGAAUAAACACAAAAGAAAAAAAAGUGAAUCAGUGAAGAUGUUUGAGUCAGCAGGUUUCUGUUGUAGGUAUGAAAUUGAGUGAUGAUAGCCAUAAGGAAGGAAAAGGCUUUUAACACUUUACACCCUUAUAUCAGUAAUCAUAUUCUCCAUACUGUUCUCUGUACAUUUACUAGUGUGUGGACAAGGAGAAUUUGUCUAACAAUCAAGAGUUUCUUUAGUUGGUGAUCAUUUCUUUCAUUCUCAUGACAGUAAUGUGUGAUUCAGGGGUGAUAUUGUAAGGAGAAAUUAGAUGCUUGUCGUUCUUAGGGGUUGAAGUGUUAAUGGAGUAUUUAGAGUUGAACAGUCAAGCAAUAAUGAAAUUAAGUGAAGGAUGAAAAAGAGAACAAAGCUGAAAGCUUAUUUUAAAUUACCUAUGUGUACAUUGGAUUAUUGGAAUAUUGAGAAAUUAGAGCAAGGUGAAAAAUAACAAACAGCUAGUUGCUAGUAGCAGAGCUCACAGAGUCCCCGGUUUUAGUCCUGGCCAGGGCAAGGUGUUGUGCCCUUGAGACAUGCGGGAAAAAAAAAUGCGAGCUCCGCUUUUUGGCUUGGCUAAAUCUAUAUAUUGCCACUGAAAAUUGACUGUUGGCUACCAGAUUUUAAAUGCUGGUUGCCAACAGGUGACUUUGAUUAAGUCUUGUCAGUGUUCUUGCAGGCUUAGUGGAGAACAUCUAGUAACUGUUUGUGUUAUAUUUCUUUUCAACAGGAUGUUUGCAAAUUUGCUAAGGAUAGCAUUGAUAGUAGCAGUGUAACCUCCAUAUUCUAUGCAGCUACCAUAAAGUUUUUUGCAAAUUGCAAGGUUUGUAAAUCUUUCUCUUGUUUUCUGAAAUUAUUUUUUGGUGACAUUGCACUGUGCUGUUUUGUGUGUCGUGAUCAUCGUCAUCAUUAUCAUUAUUACCCCAUACAGACCUGAAUAUUUUCAGCCCUUAUUUUCACUACUGCUUAAGUAGUGUUCAUUACUGCCAAGAUCACUUUCAUAUUCACAUCUUAAUCCACAGUUCACAUAUAUGAUUUCCAUAUAUUCACAUUCAUGAUCAUCAUCAUCAUGGAAGAUGCGAUGGGGUUGUGGUGGGUAUGCUGGACCCCUGGGUGGACAGGUCCAGGUUCAAGACCUGGCCAUGUAAUUGUGUUCUUGGGCAAAACACUUUCUUCUUACAGCGCCUCUCUCCACCCAGGAGUAUAACCUGGUGCCAGUGAAUUGUCAGGGAAGCCUGAUGAAAUGCUGGGGGUUAACUUUGCAAUGGACAGGCAUCCCAUCUAGGGGAAAGUAGUAAUACUUCUAGUCACUUCAUGCUGUGGAAACUAGGAUGAGCUCCUUGGCUCUAUUAAAGAUUUUUUUAUAAUUUCUAUGUCACAAGUAGGGAAGAGAAGCAGAGGAUCAAGCUCUCCUGUUUCUUAUCAACCUACAUUAUGUAUAACCCUUACCACGGCUUUGGGAGUAAACUGUUUAAUUUUUCUAACCUGUUGUGAGAUCAAUAAUGCUCCUAGUUGCCUCGUGCAAUGUAAACUGGGAUAAGCUUUUGACAAUGUCUGUAACUUGACUCACAAAAUUACAACACCUGUAGCCUCAGUGACAAACUCAAUAUGUCUGUGGAAGUCAAAUUACAGUUGUCUUUGUCUUUUCUGACUGCAGUUUCCAGCUGCUCAGGGAGUAGAAGCCACAUUAUCAAGUGCUGCCAAAGAAGGAACAGACAUGAGAACACUUUAUUAUGCAGUGGCAGCACAAAGUUAUUUUGGGCUGAAAGGUAUAAUGGUGUUGAUGAUAUAUUUGUUAUGCAUUGGGCAGGAGGUCUGUGUAGGAAAAACUGUGUCUGCAGUCUCCCACUUUUGGCCUUGCACUUCCCUCAAAAACUAAGGCACAGUUUCCCAAUUGACCAGCCUAGACCAGUUAACCACUUUUUUAUACCAAAUUGCUAUUUCCUAAAUGUCACUGCUGCACUGGUAACAAGCAUGGGAUAGGCCAAUCAGAUUUAGGGAUUUGAGAUUCCAGCCUAUUGAGAUGUGUUACUCUACUGUUUAAUCAAGGUUGAGUUCUUCAAAAUGUGGUUGAGCAGUGAUCAGUUGCUUUCAAUUUGGAAAAAAAAACUGAUUUUUGUAUGCUUUAUUGACUUUUUGCAUUUUAGUGGACGCAGCUGAAGUGCUCAAGGCAGUGAAGGCAGCUAUCAACUCUGAUGAAGACAGCAUCCUUGGGUAAGGAGAAGGUUAAUUAUAACUGUUUUUUCUUUUUGUCUGGAAUUGUCUGGGAUUUCACCAUGUCCUGCCCAUCCCAGAGUUUUCUGACCAACAAAAACUCCAGAUUGUAGACAUCCCUGACUGUCUAGGAUUAUUGGCUGCCAAGCAGGAAAACCCACAAGCAUUUCUUUUUUCCAACCUGUCCCACAUUUCCACAGUUAUAGUGAUCAUUGGUGAACUUGCAAAUCAUCUGGCAUUUUCCCAACAUAUGAAACCAACCUUCAGUUGUUUUAAAUUUGGCUUGAAACAGAGGUACAGCAGACAUUAGUAUUAAGUAGAAUUUGAGAGAGGAAGAAAAUAAAUUGAGUGCUCAUUUUCCAUAUACUGGUUUUUCAUAUUUCCAAUUAUGGUUGAAAGGUAUGUUUCUCUAUUCCUGUUUUCAGGGCAGCAUACGCCUUGCUCACUGCCACUCACCUUCCUAAAGAUGCUGAUGUGUCAUUCAUCACUGACUUGAUUGAGGUAAUACACUUAAACCGUUCACUCCCAAGAUCUUAUUAGUAAUUCUCCUUACUGUGUGCCAUACAAUGCUUAUGAUGUGAGUUCAGAUAAUUUGUUUUUGGAUCAACUAGGAAUUUCCUUAAUGAUAUUUUUCUUUAUUCUCAUCUCUUGUCUGCUUGAUAUUGUAUUAAUGUAUUAAGGAGAAAUUCUGUCUUGGUCACUAAUGGUAGUUUAAGGGUUAAAAGGUUUUUUUGCGUUUUCCUUGCCAUGUAAUUUUCCCACAAGAACAACUCUUUUGACAUGUCUUUAAUUUGUGUUUCUUCAGGAUACAGUAGCUCAGGCUGAUGAAGUUGACAACAGCUAUUUGCAGGUAAUCUUCAUUUCUGCAUUAGUGUGCAAGUAAAUUUAACACAGAUGAAAUUUCCAAACAAAACUUUAGUUUUCAAGCAUGAGGCCUAGUAUCCACUCCAUUCUGUGCUGUAUAUGGAUUUUUUGUAAACUACCAAAAUGCUUUUAGAAUGAAAUAACAUUUUCAAAUUUUGUAAGGCCUCAUGUUGAUGGGAUUCUAAUGACACUUGUUUAUUUUUUGGUUUCAGUUUGAAGCUGGACUCUUGACAACCUCAAAAGUGGUCUAUGCCAUUUAUUUAUACUCAGAACACAUCAACAAGGCUCCAGCUAUCACUGAGGUAAAGGAAGAUUUUAUUAUUAUUGUCAUCAUUAACAUAUCAUCAUUACUGGUACAUGUGAUUUCUUACAAGUCAAGCCUGAUGCUCUGUAAUAAAGAUUUAUGUUAGUAUGUGAGCUAUGAUUGGUCAAUUUAGUGGGCCAAAUUUCACUGAACAACCUGCUGAAUUCAGAGGUUUGUGUGAAUUGAAAUCUUCUCCCUCUAUUUUAACUCAGUGAUGUAAUAAAUAUCUUACCUAACCCUUAACGCCCUGACAUCAUCAUGCAUAUUCUCCAUACUGUUCACUAUACAUGUCUUAAGCUGCUACCAAGGAGGAUUUGUAUAGUAAUCAAGGGCUUCUUUAGUUGGUGAUCAUUUCCUGUACUCUCAUGAGUUAAAUGUUUGAUUCAGGGAGGACAUUGUAGGGAGAAUUUAGAUGCCAACUGCUCUUAGGAGUUAAAGGGUUAACCUUGUUUUCUUGGUUCCUAACUGUUAGUUAUGGAAAUUUUUUGUUCACAUUUAUAGCCUGUGUGCUUUGCACCUGACAUAAAUCCAAGUGCAAAAUCCUUACAUUGCAAUAUGAACCUUAAACUCGCCAACAGGUGUGGUAAGAGUUAUGUCUAACAGUAAUAUGUUACCUAACAGCAGUUUUCACUGAAACACAUGUACUGUGUUUGAUUGCAAUGCUCAUCUUCUAGGAACAAGUCAUCAAGUUUACCAACUAUCUUCUUACAAGGAAGCAUGUUCAAUCUGUGGAGGACUCAUGUGUUCUUUUCUCAACCUUGGACAAGCUUGGCAACAAUGCAGUGAGCACAGUUUGUUUUUUUGUAGUUUUUUUUUUAGUCAGAUUUAAAGAUUUUUGUCUCAGGUGGUUUGGAGAGGGUUUGUGGUGUGCUUUUAGUUCAUGUAUCAGGGCUGGGUUGUUUAAAGCUGGGUUGAGAUAACCCAGGGCAAGUGUGAAAUUUGAUUUCAGAUCUGAAAGCUUGAAAAGAAAAUUGAGUUUAAAUAUUUUUUGCUUACAAUGUGAUGGUUGGCUGUUCUAAAAAGAGUUUGGAAAAUUUCCCAAAAAGGCUUUUGAACAGAGAAGUAAAGAAACCUGAAUUAAAAUUGAACCCUGUGUUGGCACUAAUUGGCCUUUGAACAACUGGGCCCAGCAGUUUCAAUAAUUUUUUCCAUAAGUGGCCAUCAAUGGUGUAAUUUGCAGCUGUGCUGUUAGGUGAUACCCAAAAAUGAGAGUAAGCUGGUUUGAGGUUGUAGAGGGGGCUGUAUUUAUUGAAAAGCCUGAAUUAGCCUGCUUUGAUUUACACCAGUAGUAUAACAACUCAACCCUUUUACUGUGUUUAACCCCUUAAUUCCCAAGAUCUCAUUAGUAAUUCUCCUUAUUGUCUGCCACACAAUUCUUGUGAUGUUAGUUUGGAGAAUUUGGUAUUGGAUCAACUUGUAAUCCCCUAGUUGAUAUUUUUCUUUAUUCCCAUCGUUUAUCAUCUGUUAGGUUACCUUUGGCAGCUAUUUUUGUUGUCAAACUUGUUAAAUUAUUUUCUAACUUUGAAAAUGAACACAGUGGUAUUAUAGUGGUCAGAUAUGAUGAUCUGAAAAUCUUGACUUUAUUUACUUGCUCUUCUUUCCAGUUCCAUGUGCCAGUUGUAUUCCAGUUUUAUGGCUCUCCGGUUGUUUCAGAGGACAACAAAAUGGUCAAGGUAUUCACACAUUUGAGUGAAAUAAUUUUUCCAAACCUGUCUUAUUAAACUUUAACUGGGAGAUUUAGUGUUAUCAACUGAGUUGAUAACACAUAAGCUGGCCACCGUAAAGAGUUUAAAGGCUGAAGUUUUGAGCGUUAGCCCUGCGUCAGAGCAAUGGAUGUUAUACUCUCCCACCGAUGCAGCACCAUAGUUUCUUUAGAAACUUACCCCAUUUAUUAAACUUUAUUCCUGCAUGACCAUUUACUGUGACUCAUACCCAGGCUUUUUAUCUUCUGUUUUUGGUCAGUAAGCAUUUGGCAUCCCAUCCCUCCCUCCCCCUCCCCUCCCCAAUAAUUCUUUUUAUAUUUAAUAUCAUAAAUAUACUCUUUUCUUCAGGUUCGUGUAACUAAUGUCAUGGACAAGGCUUUUGGUAAAAUGACAGUCACUGGUACAUCUGCAGAAGAUGCAGAGGGAACAACUGUCCUUAGCAACAAAGUGUUCACUGCUGGACCUGACAAGUGAGUAGUGAAACUAAAUUGAUCAAAUUAUUAUUUUUUUUAAAUCAAGGUUACAUCCAGCCAACAAUGUUCACAGGCUCAUUAUUUGGAGGAGAAGGGAGAUUGUACUAAAAUUUUUAUUUCUUGUGACCAAGGCAUGAUUUCGUAUGUAGAAAAGUUGAACUUGGAAAUGAACCGGUUAAACCUUGAUAUAAAGCAAUUAAUCCUUAAACAAUUUUUUUUAAUUAAAAUAAAAAAUAUCCUACCACAGUGACUUCAUUGUUAUCGAGACUGACCUUGGGCGUGGCAUGUUUGCAGCACAUAGGUAACAAUGGUAACACUCCUUAACCCUUUAACUCCCAGAAGUGAUUAACAUGUAACUUCUCCCAAUAAUAUCCAUACAUUAUCCAGCAAAUAGGUAAUGAGAAUACUUAAACUUAUCAGGCAGAAAUUGUUAUUGUAAUCUAACACUAAAUUCUCCAAACUAAAUUACAGGGUAAUGUGUAAUCACUAGAGGGGAGAAUUAACAAUCAGAUCUCGGGAGUUAAAAGGUUAAGGGUGUUUAAUAACUGAGAUCCAAAUCUUAAAACGUAAAUUUAAUAAGCAUUUUGUUAAACCUUAAAACUUAUUAUAAUUUUCAGAGAGAACUCUCUAAAUUAAUGAGUAUAAUAGCACUUAGGUCUGAUAAUAUAAACAAAUUAAUCAAAAUCGCGUCUUAAACAAUCCUCAGUUUAGCUCAACCUUUUAUCUGGACAUUUAUUUUUAUGAACAGCAUUAAGGGAGCCAACUGCUAACAGUGAAAGGACAUUUAUUUAAUAAAAUAAUUCCUCUUAUGGAGAAAGCCUGAGGCCAACUGAUUGUGUAAAACCGUAAUAAAGCUUAGACUUGUUGUAAAUAAAAUCUAAUAAAGAACCUGAAUAAAGGGACCUAAAGCUAUUUUUCUUAAAGGAAAAAAAAAUAAACUUGAAUGUACUUGCAUAAAACAUAUCUUGAAAAUUGUUCUCAAAUAUUUAAUUUGAUAAAAUCUUAUAAUACCCAAUUUUAACAAUAUCAGAACAUUAACCAUUUUAAAGAUUUUUAACUGUUAAAAAAAUUCCAAGUAAUUUGUGGAAUAUCUAUGGUAUUUCUGCUGUGGUUUGUUCAUUAAGAUACAGGGUUUGAUUAUUUAUUUUUUUCUGUUUUUACCCAGCUAUGAAUUAAACUUCAUGACGUCACGGCCAGGACCAGGGGUGUACACAAUCAGCAUCAGGUUAGGUGAUGUUUCACAACUAAUCAUUACCGUUACAAUUUCCUUAAAUGUGAUUGGUGCAUUAGCUGCUCUAUUUUUCUGUAAUUGGACACCUGUAAUUGGACAGUCGAAGCAGCCAAUCAUACUAAGUCCACUCAGCUAAAUCCGCCAAUCACAGAAUUAUCACAAUAACCAUAGAGACAAUCACUUAUCUAGAAAAAAAAAAAUGGCAAAUUUCCAAAAUGGAGGAAUUUUUGCUUAGGGUUAGGGUUAGGGUUAGGGUUUAUUCGGAAAUUGCAACGGUUAUGAUUAAUUGGUAACAGGACUUCGUGUUGUCCAAUUCUGUCUGUCGUCAACAAAUCAGACUCCCGCGUUGCGGUAGUCCGAUUUUGUUAAUCCCUCGUAUGAUUACGGACCAAAUUGGACUCCACUCGCUCCUAUUACCACUAUUUAUCGACUGUAUCAAAUUGAUUUUAUAAGCGAAUCGAAUCGACUUCAUUUUUUAUUGAAUUGACUCGUAUUGAAAGGACAGGUUCCUAAACAGAUUCUUGAAAUAAACCUCCAUACACGUAGCAAAAAUUUGUUUUGCAUGCACAUCUGUCAGCUGAAUUUUUAGACAAAGCUCCCUUUUUUUUCGUUUUUGCAUCGACCUGAUUAAAUUUGUCGUUAGUCUAUGAGUGUAAACCUCAGUUUAGUUAACGACGCUGGAGCGAUGCGACAUAAAACAUCUUAUCUCCACCGAGACUUCUCUGAUACUGUGAGAUUUCUUGACUAACCAGGAGAUGACAUUUAAUCAGUGUAACAUAAGGGGAAGAUUGCUCUUUGAUGAUCUUGAACCACGGAAAAGGAUGACAUUUUCUCAGUGAUUCAACAUCUCAACUUGAAUUGAUUGUGCAAUUGAUUUAUCUUCUGGUUUAUUUAGACAGCUGGACGGAAAAGGAUUUUCUUUGUUUUUUUGUCCUAGUUUUAUUCAAAGUUUUCAUACCGACAUCUCAACUUGAAUUUUGCUUCAGUUAAGCGUUGUAGAAAGACCUCUUUUAGUAUGCAAAUAAGUCACCAAAUUUUCAUUUACUCAAAACCCCGUCUGGUUUAUUUAUUAAGUCGAGGGAGUUCAAAACCCAGCACUCGGGGUCUUAAGAAACGUGAUUCCUUUGCUGUGACAUCUGCAAAUGGUUAGACAAUGUAGUCUUCUCGGAUAAGGCCAAUAAACCUUAAGCCCCAUAUCCUGCAUCUUUUCUUUACUGGUUGUACGCAUUUUAGUUCCAACUUGUUUUCUGGUAUUAUGUCAAACCUAGUUUCCAAGGAUGCCUAAAUUGGUUUCAGCUUUCUAUCCUGCUGAAUGCUGCCACCAAAGUUGCUCGCAAAAGUACUGUAAAGCAUGUUCGGGCAUAUUCAUGGAUAGAAUACGCUAUAUAAAAACAUCGUUAUCAUUUUCAUUACUUUGGUCCGUUCCCCCGCUGUAACUUGAUUGCCCUAGUCCUAAUGAAAACAAAGUAUUCAAAAUUUCUGGUAAAAAUAUCCUGGUUUGUUGGUGAGAGAGACUUUUUAGAGAGACAAUCUAUUUACAUUGUUUUUACUCUACAAGGAUUUCCUAGGUAAAAUAUUUUAUUUUAGAAUGAUGGUGGAAAGUCUUGUUUUAUUUUCGCUCCAGAUUAAAGUCAAAGUUGUCACUAAGGUGACUGUAGAAGACGUGGAGUUGUCGGUCGUCGACAAAGAGCAAAACAUCAAGGCAAAGACUCUCAGGUAGUUUGUGUUUCACAAUUAAAGUCUCAUUACUGAAUUUUGCGUACUGUGUAGAGCGCUUUUCAAUGUAAAGUCAUAUAACUAACGUUAUCAAAACGGCCCAACUGAAGAAAGGAAAAUACCCUGGAGAGCCAAAGAGUACUCAAAGGGAAAAAAAAACAAACAAACAAGCAAACGGCGGGAAACGCGGGAAAACUAAAGCGUGGGAAAGCGCGGGCGACCAAGGCGCGAUUGGUGUUGGUUUUGCAUCUGAUUGGUUGAGACAGUAACGCGUGUUUUGUAGACCAAUCACAAAACAAAGGCAAUUCCGUUUUGCUUUCGACAACAAAAUAAAAUUUUCUCAGUUUUAAAAGAUGGGAAAGAAUUUCAUUGAUAAAUAGGAUGUAGAGUUGUGUCGGCAAUACCUCAAGCCACUGGGUCUAAUUCUUUAAAACAGUUGUGAACUCAUUCAUUCAUUUCUUUUCGUUUUCAGCGUCAAACAUCCUGAAGCCAUCAGUAGCGUGAUCGAAGCUGAUUAUCAUCAGAAGGUUGUGAUGAAAUUUUCACUAAAAAGUUCGUCAUCUGGAGAUCUGUUCACCCCGCACCAGGUGAGUUGAAUUGGAAACAUAGAAUCUACAGAUUUCAUUUUCACAAGAGCUGUACCAAGAAAGUUAAAAGCUUUUGAAACAUCGUGACUGGCUUGUGUGUUAACCGUUAGAAACCCAGAAACCGUAAAACUGCUGCUUUUAACGAUGAACUGUCAACUCAAGGGAUUAUGUAAUGGCUUGCAUUUGCGGAAAAGCGCUCCAAAGUGUGCCAUAAGAUUUUAAAGUAUCAAGAAACAAUUAAUUUUUAACUCAUGUAAGACAACUUGGUUCUGAAAGCCUGAAAGCUUGCCACCUAGUAGUUACAACGUCCGCACAUGCACAGACGUGUGACCACUGUGUACUUAUUCUCAGGGUGUUAUGAAUUUUCGUAAUGAAGCUCUCUUUUUAAAGGUAAACGUUUUUUUAUACUUGCUUUUGUCAUCCAUAGGCCUUUGUCAGACUCACCAAUCAAAAAACGAACCAAGAAAUAUUCUUUGUCGCUGAACCAGAGCAGAGCAGAGUUUUCAAGUUUGAUUUGGAUGUGGGAGCUACUGCAAAAGACUCCUUUGGAUCUCUGUCUGGAAAAUAUAAGAUGGUGAGAUUGGAUGAUUUCCUUUUUGUUGUUAUGCCUACGAGUUUGUUUUACCGAACACCCAGAAGCAUUAACUGACACUGUAGGCUUCAAUCAUUACAUCUUUGUAGCCCAGAUUGUCGAAGAAACUGGAACAAAGUAACCGGUAGAAAUGAAAAGAGGUAAAAAUUGCGAAUCCUGUGCAACUGAUGCGUCGGCCAACCGUCGGUCAACUAUCGACCAACAGUCGGCGAACUGUCGGCAACUAUCGGCAACUAUCGACCAACACAGAGUGGCUUGACGCGUCAAUAGCACUAGUUUCUCGUUCUCAGUUUUCAGAAGUUUGUUGAAUGGCAUUUUCUUGGACAUUCUAUUUUUCAGGACCUCAUUGUUGGAGACGCUGUCAUUCAGAAUCCUUUUGAGUGGAAUGUUGUGAGUAUUUAAUCUAAACUCUGAUCUGUUUUUGGGAGUCCAGCAAGUUGUUUCUUUCGAGGUGGUGCGCAGUUUCGGUAUUUUAUUGAAGUUAUAUGGGAUUUGGUUGGAAAACUCGCUUCACUCUCCCAACCCAUAAGAUUAACCCAUAGACCCUUGAGAGUAACUAGCAUCUAAUUUCUCCUUACAAUAUCACCCUUGAAUCACACGUCAAUGUCAUGAGAAUAAAGGAAAUGAUCACCAACAUAAGAAGCUCUUGAUUGUUAAACGAAUUCUCCCUGUCAACACCUUAGGAUAGGUAUAGAGAACAGUAUGGAGAAUAUGCAUACUGAUAUACUGAUGUUAGGGUGUGAAAAGUUAAAGAGUAAAAUCAGUGGCUCUUCGGUCACUCGCUGUUUCCUGCGCUUCAAUCAUUUUUCUUGUUCUACUUUGAUUUGUCAUAAGCUCUUUGAUGUUUUCUUUCACUAAAACCUUUUUUGUUUUCUUCAGGGAGUUCUUUCAUUAACGUUCAAUGAUGACCCAACCAAACCAGGCAAAGACAAAGAAAACAUGUACCACGCCAAACCAGAAAUUGAGGUAAAGCUAUUCUUGCAUUUGUUCUUGGUUACAACAUUCUGUCAAAGGCAAUGAGGCGAAGAUAAACUGCAUGGUGAACAGUUAGAAAGAAAAACCAGAGAGAAAUUCAUCAUAUGUGCUAACCAAUCAAGUUGCGCGUAUUAUUCAGCUAAAUCAUAUAAUUCCCUUUUUCAGCACAUGUUCCGUAUUCCAGAGAAGCGUCCUCCCAAAGCCGUUUCCACAGCUUUCACUGCCCUGGUGUUCCUUCCUCUAGCUAUUAUGCUGAUUGUUGUGAGUAUUGCAUGGAGAUAUGUGUGAGCCAAAUUCGUGAGAGCAUUUCCAAUGUCAACAAAACUAUGAAAAAUAAGAUCAGCGCUAUGGGUAUGGCAGUGGCCCUGUGGACUAGGCACUGGACCCCCGAGAGAGAGAGUUCUGGGUUUAAGACCCCGUUGAGUCACUUUGUUGUCUUGUUUCACGAUUUUUUCAUACAAGCAUGUUUGAAAAGCCGUGUUUUUUUUUUUGCAUCAACCUGGUCACAUUUGUUGUUAGUCUAUGAGUGUUAAUCUCAGUUUAGCUAACGACGCUGGAGCGAUGCGACAUAAAACAUCUUAUCUCCACCGAGACUUCUCUGAUACUGUGAGAUUUCUUGACUAACCAGGAGAUGAUAUUUACACAAUAUAUACAGAGCCCGAGGUAGUAACAUCGUUUGUGCUCUGCUAAAUUGAAAUGUCUUCUAUUGCUUUUAUCACUUUCUCGGUAACAUUGACAAAACGCGAGGCAGACAUUUUUAAAUUCAGCGUAAGGUGAUUAUGGCGAGAUACGACACAAUGUUCGACCAAUCAGAGCGCGAGAAUCUCCAUGAUCACCUUAGCAACUCUACUAAGAGGCAUUUAUUUUGUUUUAUUUGCAGUGGAUAAAGCUCGGAGCUAACAUCUCCAAUUUUCCAUUUUCUCUUGGGGCAAUAGUCUUCCAUUUGGGUUUGGGAGGUAAGUUUAAACUUUCAACAACUAUGUAAAACCCGAAGUUCUGUUUGGUUUAUCCAAGUAGAGAGGGAAACACUGGAAGCCGAGAUAUAUAUCUCCAGAAAUAUUCAGAAAGAAACAUUCCUUCAUUGUCGCAGUUGUUACAGUUGUUAGCUUUAAAGUUCUGACAUUUUUGUAUGGUAUUGAACAAGUUUCAAUUGAAUGCUUUACUUCGCUCUGUGAUUGGUUCAGAAAACUCGCGCCACUCUCUCAACCAAUCAGAUGCAAAAAUAAAACCAAUCUCGACUUGGUCGCCCGCGUUUUCCUGCGCUUUAGGCAGUUUGGUUUUUGCUUUGAGUUCUCAUUGGCUCUUAAAGGUAUUUUCCUGUCUUCCUAUUGGCUGUUGUGACUAUUUAGGUUUGGUUUUACGACACUCAAUCGAAAAGCGCUCUGUUUUCAAUUUUCUGAAAUUUUCGUUGAUUUUUCAUGGAUUGGAGUAACUGUUUUUUCACUUUGAAUUUUCUUUUCAGCCAUAUUUGUCCUUUAUUACCUUUUCUUCGUCAGCCUGGUAAGUGUUGUGCUGCUUCUUCAGCUAAACUUGACGAACUUGCAUCAUUCUUUUCAAUUUGUCGUCAGUUUGAAACAAUUUUUUCAAUGAGACUGGCGAUUUUAGAAUGCUACUGAAGAGAAAAUUUCCUCUCCACCGAGACUUCUCUUUGUAAAUAAGAUUUCUUGACUUAAUCAGAGAUGACUUAGACUUGUUUCGAGUAGUUUUGCAAGUUAUGUUCAUUGCCGUAAAAAUGACGAGAUUCUUGGAAAAACGCAAAUGUUCGUGUAUGAAAGUUUCACAGACAAUGUCGUCCAAGUUGAUUACUUUUUUGUCUUUCCUAAAACGUAGAGGCAUUUUUUUAACUAUAAAACACGUUUUUUUUUAGGGCUGUUUAAAUGUUUUGAACCGUUUCCCCGCGCAACAAAUCUCCCAGUUCUUGCCUUUUUCACUCGUAGUAACCAUUCUGGUACUUUGCGUCAUUUUCUGUUACUUCGUGCCUUUUUCACGUGUAACCGUUCUGCUACUUCGCGCCAUUUCCACACAGCAAUUAUUUUAUUUUUGGCGCCCUUUUUCCGCGCGUGGUAUCUGUGUCCCUUCUGAUUGGCCCUUUGCUUUCUUUGCGUUUUUGAGAUUGGUCAGUUGUGAAACAAGUUUUUGCACAACUCGGCGUUUGUUCUUUAUCUCUACGUGUAGAACAUGUUCACCACUCUUAAACUCUUGGCUCUCAUUGGUGGUCUCACAUUCCUGGGCGGCAACAGUCUCCUGAGCAACAUCGCGGCCCGCCGGUGA